This is a messenger RNA of Phaeoacremonium minimum UCRPA7, 1110 nucleotides long. RefSeq names its product putative alpha-l-rhamnosidase c protein. The transcript is spliced from 2 exons. The record is from RefSeq and is a predicted model, not a curated record. Bases 1 to 1110 code for a protein of 369 amino acids. Lineage: Eukaryota; Fungi; Ascomycota; Sordariomycetes; Togniniales; Togniniaceae.
AUGGCCGGCUCAAGAGAAGUCGACCAGUUCCCCCCCAUUGAAGAAGAAAACCAUGAUGACGGAAUCGAGAAAGACAUCUCCACAUCCGCUGAGCAGAGGGAGGGCAGAGCACCCGGGUCAUCCUCGGAUGGGGUGACAAUCGAUGCUGGGCGCGCGGCAACCACGGACAGUGCACCUGAACUCAAAGCAACAGAGUCCUUUGACAAUGGCUACCAUUUCCCACCGAGCUACUCAAAGCGACAGUCCACCAAGAAAGCCGCAAUUGCAUUUUGGAAUUACACCCUCACACCGCUUGGCUUCUGCGUCGUUGUCUAUGGUCUCAAUGUCGUCGCAUGGGGUGGAAUGCUCUUCCUUCUCCUCUGCAACGCCAGCCCUGCCAUGUGCCAUCCGAGCUGCAAUAACAUCAACUCCCCUCGUCGAAAAUGGAUUGAGUGGGACUCGCAGAUCCUCAACGCCUUGUUCUGCGUGACUGGCUUUGGAUUGGCGCCUUGGAGAUUCCGUGAUUUCUACUACCUCAUGAGGUAUCGCAUUUGGGGCAAACAGGAGGCUCUCCGCCGCCUCGCAGGCAUUCAUCGAGGAUGGUUCCGUCUUGGUGGAUCUGAGACACUCCCCCUUGAUGUUGGCCCGGACAACAUCCAGAACCGCGAGGGAGACGCACACGUUCCGAUGGCGAGCGUUCCCUUCCCAGAAAAGCUCAUCCCAAACGCGCCAUUGACGGGAACGCGGGCACCACCUACCGCAUUGUGGAGAAUGGAUUUUGUUGUUUGGAUGAUGGUUGGCAACACGUUUCUCCAAUGUGUUUUGUCUGGAUUCAUGUGGGGCAUGAACCGUUAUGACAGGCCUAGUUGGUCGACUGGUCUGUUUGUGGCCCUGGCCUGCAUUGUUGCAGCAUUGGGAGGCUUGAUGAUGUUUAUAGAAGGAAAGAAGGUGAAGGGUAUUGAAGGUGUCCCUCUAAGUGACGAAGACCGGGAGAAGCUUGCGAGAGACAAAGAACUGGGAAUUCAGCACUACAACAACUUGAAGGACAAGGCGCCGAAGCAGGAGAAGGAGAAGAACAAGGUGGACUCGGAGAAGAAGCACGGCUUGUUUGCUAGAAAGGAGAAGAACUAA